AUGUCGACGCGUUUCCACGCCAUCAUGAUUUCUAAACCUGCCAAUCCGCCUGUGCUUCAGGACCAUGAUGCCCUGAGAAAAAAGUUCGAAGAAAAGGCCGACUCUAUCUUGCAUGGGCUGGAAUCGAAAAGCCAGGUCUCUUAUGACUGUGAUGCCCUCCGUGAACUUGGUGUUGUUCUCCAACAUAUCAAUGUCACAGAUGACCAACAGUUCCCCGACUUUAAGCCUUUAUCUCAGGCAGAAUAUAGCACGUACAAGAUCGACAGCACUGGGAUUCCUAAAGUUAGGCGCCGUCACUAUGACAAUUUCAACGCGCUCUUCAAUUGGUCUUCGUCAUGGCCGCUAUCAGACACCGACUAUAUGUAUGAGACGACUUUUCAAAUUGUCAGAUAUAUCAACAUCUUCCAAGAUUACUUUAAGAAACAUGAUACCGAUAAUACCUCUUCGAUAGCGCGAAACUCGAACUGGUAUCCGAUCUUGGCUGAAGAUUCCUUCCAUGAUGGACCGCAAGGAAUGCUAUAUGGUUUACCUGAUGGGCAUUCGAAACCUCUCGAUCUUUCAAGGUGGAGAACCGCACAAAUGCGACAAUGGCAAGAAGACCCCGAGAACCCAGACACAAUCCGCCCGCAUGUUAUGCUUAUGACAUGCACCGGAGCGGUGGCCGAGUCUGAUAACCUUCUCCAUGGCGAGAUUGGGCCGAUUGUUAAUGCAAUCCAGUGCCGUCUCUUCCAGGACGAGUUUAAGCAGACUUCGAGUUUUCCGGUUCUCGUUAUUUCGUUGUUUGGCCCAAGACAGGGGCGUAUCCUCUCUGCCCGAUUCGACAUUGACGGUACUUUGGUUGUACAAGCGUUAUAUAUCUUCGAUUUCAAGCAGAAGAACCAAGAGGGAUUUGACCUCUUCAUGCGCUACUACUACUCCGAACCCAGAGAUGCGACCGUAUCUAAACUAGUGGUCCUGCCAAAAAUUUAA
Molecule: messenger RNA, 969 nt
Organism: Penicillium bovifimosum
Lineage: Eukaryota; Fungi; Ascomycota; Eurotiomycetes; Eurotiales; Aspergillaceae
Exons: 3
Coding region: 1-969 (322 amino acids)
Source: RefSeq, a predicted model, not a curated record